This is a messenger RNA of Lampris incognitus (smalleye Pacific opah), 8370 nucleotides long. It is a transcript of the gene ptpn13, whose product is annotated as protein tyrosine phosphatase non-receptor type 13. Bases 278 to 7864 code for a protein of 2528 amino acids. Gene Ontology annotation, molecular function: phosphatidylinositol 3-kinase regulatory subunit binding; protein tyrosine phosphatase activity. NCBI's taxonomy places the organism in Eukaryota, Metazoa, Chordata, Actinopteri, Lampriformes, Lampridae. Gene Ontology annotation, biological process: peptidyl-tyrosine dephosphorylation. The transcript has 49 exons. The record is from RefSeq and is a predicted model, not a curated record. Gene Ontology annotation, cellular component: nucleus; cytoplasm; cytoskeleton.
UAGAAAGGUGUCUGGUUACUCCCAGUCAGCCUACGCUCCCACUGAAAAAGGGAGGGGUGGACUCCUUCCUCAGCAAUAAUGGUAACUUGGCCGCAACUGAGGUAGAGGAAGGGCAGUGCGUUAGGGGCCAAACGCGACGUUUAAUCUACCAACUCCCAAGAUGUUCGACUGUGGAUGGGAUGGCGCUUGGUCCCGUUUGUCUGCGUACUCGUAGCCUGGCUGGAAUAUAAACAAUUCUUUUUUUCGUCGUCUGUUUUAGCCUUACUUUCACGAGAAGAUGCACGUGUCCCUGGCAGAAGCCUUGGAGGUUCGAGGGGGCCCACUCCAGGAGGAGGAGGUUUGGGCAGUACUCAGCCAGAGUGCUGAGAGCCUUCAAGAACUCUUUCACAAAGACCCCUCAGCUAUGGGCUUCAUCAUCUCACCCUGGUCUCUGCUGCUGAUGCCUUCUGGCGGCAUCUCAUUCACAGAUGAGAAUGUCACCCAGCAGGAUUUGAGGGCCUUCACGGCACCAGAGGUCCUGGAAGGGAUGGCCUUGGUUUCUGUCACUGACAUAGAGAAGAUGCACAUGUACUCUCUGGGUAUGACCCUAUUCUGGGGCGCAGACUAUGAGAUCCCUCAAAGUCAGCCUAUGAAAUUAGGUGAGCACCUAAACAGCCUGCUUCUCAACAUGUGUGAUGAUGUCACAUUCAGUCGAAUGUCUGUGCGCACCGUGCUGGAUAUCUGCAGCAAGCACAUAAGGAAUUCCACUUGUGAACCCCCCUUCUCCUAUAUCAGAAAACUGGUCCGUUUGGUACUGGGUAGCCUUUCCCAGCUGGACGGUUUGCUGACUGACAGAGAGUCCCUUCCAGAGCGGAGUAAGGAGAUUCGAGAGAGGCUAAGGGGGAAAGGCCUCCCCUCAGGAAGGAGUGCUGCUCCGAGGGUUUUAGAGCGAUAUCGGGCCCGGUCCCAGGAACAGGCUAAUCUGAACCGGGGCCUAAGUCGCUCCAUGGGCUCUCUGCCCAUCCAGGACCUCAUGAAGGCAGACUAUAACCCUAGUUCUGAGUCUUCUGUGGACCUCUACCCCAAACCCCAGACACUCCAGCACCAACACUCCCAUCCCCAUCUGCACCCCCUUCAUCCCCAGCAGAGGGGUCGGCUCGUGGAACUGGACCAGAGAUCUUUACCUUACCGUGGUGGAGAUCUUGGUUCAGGCCAGACCAGGAAGACAUGGGCUUCAUCUGUGGACUUGGCCUGUAUUGAUCCAGAUGCUCUUCGUUUUGGGGCUUUGGAGGAUGCACGGAGGGGCAGCAGUGCCCUCAGUACCCACUCCAUUGGCCGACACAAGUCACCAUCGUGGGCAUCUAGGGAUAGAGAUUCUUCUUACUCAGAAUUUGGUGGACAGAAGAGCAGAAAGGCGCAUCACCACUCAGCGCUGUCUGUAGGCUCCAACGUCACCAGUGCCUAUGACAGGAUUAAGGAGAGACAGAGGAAGCUGCAGGUGCUAAGGCAGGCAAUAGACGAUCCUCUUAUCACCCACCAGAGGUACCACAGUGACUACAGUUCGUCCAGUGAGAGUCCUUCAGUUACAUCCUCUGACCCAGAAUACAGACAAGCAAAGAAAACAGAGGAGAUAGGGAGGUACGGCUCGCAGGCCCUUUCUUCUGACCACGAAGUUUUGUCCUUGACCAGCCAAAACACAAACAGACACAGGAUAUAUGAGGGGGCUGCAGAUGAAGGUCUGUCUGGGGCUGAGCUGCUCCUGCAGAGGCAGGAGGAGGAGGUCCAGCGACUACAGGCUCACCUGGCAAACAGGUUAUCCAGGGCCAACCUCUACCACACAGAUGACCCCCAGCCACCUUCACGCUCCUCUAUGCUGGACCUCCGGGACCCCCUUGUCGCCACUACUGGACCCCAGUCACAUCGCAAACCCAAGAACUUUUACGGACCUGAGUUUGUGAAGAUGACAAGUGAGCCCUGUGUUCCCUUGGCUGUUCCAUCUUCGAUAAUGAAUAAACGUGGUAAGGUAGAAGAAGUGCAGAGGAAGUUGGGUGUGGUGCUGCUAAAUGGUCAGAAGCUGGAGCUGAGCUGUGAUAUCAAGGCUGUUUGCAAAGAUGUUUUGGAUAUGGUGGUUGCCCAUGUUGGGCUGGGGGAGCAUCAUCUCUUUGGCCUGGCAUAUCUCAAAGAUAAUGAGUUUUUCUUUGUUGAUCCUGAUGCCAAACUGUCCAAAGUGGCACCAGAGGGGUGGAAGGAAGAUCCAAAGAAGAAGAAAGCUGAUGUGCCUUUUAACCUAUUCUUCCGUAUCAAAUUCUUCUUGGAUGAUGUCAACCUUAUACAGCAUGCAAUGACCAAACACCAGUACUACCUACAGCUGAGGAAGGAUAUUUUGGAGGAGAGGAUGCGCUGUGACACAGAGAAUGCAAUGCUUUUGGCCUCCCUGGCACUUCAGGCAGAAUUUAGUGACUACCAAGUAGAGCUCCAUGGGAGGACCUACUUCAGACUGGAGCACUACCUAUCAGUUUCUGUGCUGGAUAAGCUUGAGCCGUCUACCGUCAAAGAGGAACUACCCAGGCUUCACAGCAACUACUAUGGAGUCUUGGAGUCUGAGGCAGAGUUUGAAUUCCUCAAGGUGAGCCAGAGGCUGACCGAGUAUGGGGUACACUUCCAUAGGGUGCUUCCUGAGAAGAGGUCGCAAACAGGUAUUAUGCUGGGUGUCUGCUCCAAGGGGGUGCUCAUCUUUGAGGUUCUGAAUGGAAAUCGCACUCCAGUAUUAAGGUUUCCCUGGAGGGAGACCAAGAAGAUUUCCUUUACGAAAAAAAAGAUUUGUCUCCAGAAUACAUCAGAUGGGAUCAAGCACCUGUUCCAGACAGACAGUAAUAAAACCUGUCAGUACCUGCUACAACUGUGCUCUGAUCAGCACAAGUUUCAUCUGCAGAUGAAAGCCCGGCAAACCAACCAGGAACUUCAGGACCUAGAGAACUGCCCCCUGACCAGUUUGCAGUAUUCGCUAGAUUCACGGGGCAGUGAUGCGAUAGAAAGAGCAGUGAGCUCUGUAAGCCUUGCCCCUAGCUCUUCUACUCGCUCUAAUCCAGACCUCCUGAAGAGGAUCUCCUACUCUGAGGUGGCUCUCAAUAAAGCACCCUCAGGCCGGUUCAUUGCCCAGGAUGAGCUUCUUUUACCAGGCUUCACUCCUGGUUCUUCAUUCCAUUCCAAUCCCCGGCUGAUGAGCCGCUCCCACCACAACCUGGGUCAGGUGCCAGAGUCUCCAGAGCAUAGAGGUGUGUCAGCAGCAGCAACUGGGGGUUCAUAUAGUGGCCAGUCACACCUCAACCAGCAGCAACACCAGCGGGCAAGCUCAGACACAGACUCCAUCUCAAACUCUGUCUCACACCAACAGGACAAAGCAUUUAGCACAGUCACCCUUGGCAGCUCACCUUGGGGCCUCAAUAGAUUCAAGAAAGAAUCAGAUUCAUCUUCCAUUGAAGAUGCUGGGCAAGCAUAUGUUGUAGGGGUCAGUGUGCAUGGUUCCUCUGGCAUGCCUUCAACCCCAGCCUCUUUGACAGUAAACGACUCACUUAAGAAGAAACUCAAUGCCUUGCCAACUCCAGAGAGGGAAAUCAUAACUGUAAACCUGAAGAAAGAUGUCAAAUAUGGCCUGGGUUUCCAGAUUGUAGGUGGGGGGAAUUCUGCUCGCAUGGACCUUGGCACUAUCAUUAGCUCCAUCACUCCAGGAGGCCCGGCUGAUGUUAAUGGAUUCCUUAAACCUGGUGACCGCCUGAUAUCCGUCAACGAUGUGAAACUAGAGGGGCUUCCUCACGCCACAGCUGUUGAUAUCCUCCAAAAUGCCCCUGAUGAUGUCACUCUGGUGGUGUCCCAGCCCAAAGAGAGACUUUAUGAAGAAUCAUCAUUAGGCUAUGUUCCAUACCAGGCCCUGUCUUCAACAAAAGGUCUUCCCUCUGGCCAGAGACAAGAACUAGACUUUGAGUCCUCCUCUGAGGAGCAGGUUGGAACAGGAAGCCCGAGUCCUCUUAUUGCCUGUGCUGCCAACCCCUCAAGCUCCUCCUCUGUGCUCCGUCAUCACACCAAUCUUAGUUCUCAGGAUUCAAGGACAAGCAAUGCUGCCAAAACCAACCAAACCCCUGCUAAUGGAAUUAACCAGAACAUGGAAGGAGCUGUAAAAAACAUGGGUCUUGCAGCACCUAUAGCCCAUCAUCACAAAACAGAACCUAAUGUGGGUCUAGAUGCUGCUCCACCAGCUCUGCCACCCAAAACCAGGAAAGCCAAAGUUGCAGAGGUUCCCAAAAUUUCAGAAAAUUCUGACUGGGGUGAUUCAGAUAUGGAUGAAGAGACCUACUCUAGUAGUCAAGAGAAACUCAAGCUCAAAAAGGGAGGCGUCAACACUAGUGUCAGACAUGGGGGUAUCUAUGUCAAAGCCAUCAUACCAAAAGGAGCUGCUGAAUUGGAUGGAAGAAUACAGAAAGGUGAUCGUGUGGUAGCAGUCAAUGGAAAGAGUCUGGAGGGAGCUACUCAUAAACAGGCAGUGGAAGCUCUCAGAGACACUGGACAGACAGUUCACCUGUUGCUGGAGAAGGGACAUCUCUCUGCAGACAGUGUCCAUGCUCCUCUCACACCUCAGUGUACCCCACCCUGUGGUGCCAGUGACCAAGACCAGCCCAACAACAAAGAGAAGUCUCUGGAGCUAAAAGCCAAACCAGAGUACAGUUUCAUUACAGAUGACAAUGUGUUUUCUGUAUCCCUGCUGAAGAAUUCAUCGGGGCUGGGCUUCAGUUUUAGUAGAGAGGAGAACAUCCCUGAUGAGCCCCCUGGCUCCAGCAUGGUCCGCGUUAAAAAGCUAUUUCCUGGUCAGCCAGCAGCAGAGAGUGGCUGUAUCAAUGUGGGUGAUGUCAUCCUUCGAGUCAAUCAAACAUCCCUCAAAGGACUCUCGCAACAUGAGGUGAUCUCAGCUUUGCGAGGAACAGGCCAGGAAGUAGUAUUGCUCCUCUGUAGACCUGAACAUGGUGUUUUACCCGAGUUGGACACCUCAGCUUUGACCCCUAUGCCAUCACCCCGAAAGGAACCAGUUAUCCAGCCAGAGCCCGCCCGUAGCUUGUCCAGAACAACAUCUCCAUCAGGCAAUGAAGGUAAAAGGGGCCUGGGACCUGUGGAGGAGGCUCUCGAGAGGUUACUACUGAAGACCCCUGGUCGACACAAUAGCUACAGUGACAGCACAGAUGGGGAUGAGGAGGUGGAAGAGGCCUUUUGUCCCAGCACCCUGGAGCACAACAGGUAUACCUUGGAGCGGAGCACCUACCAGACCCCCUGUGCCAAUCUGGGGCAGCGGCACUAUGAUAGCCCUGGUCAGCUGGACGACACCAUCCACUCACUUUUCUACUCCCCGGAAUUGUCCAUGACUAGAUCUGAUCUCAGUAAGAGGUGUCCUUCAUCACCACUGCAAGCUGAACUGGAGUCCUCCCCCCAGCCCAUGGUGUCUUCCCCUGCUGCCCCCAGCCCGGAUCCCCUGCCUCCUCCUCUGCCUAUUCCUCUAAACCUCACCAUGUCAGGAAAUGGACAAGACAUAGAUGAAUUUGUGCCAGAAGUGGAGCUGAAGGUGUCCUUAUUAAAGUCAGAGAAAGGUAGCCUGGGCUUCACGCUGACCAAAGGCAAUGAUCAGGGCUGUUACAUUCAUGACAUCAUUCAGGACCCAGCCAAAGGAGAUGGCAGGCUCAGACCUGGAGACCGAAUGAUCAUGGUGAACAACACGGAUGUGUCUAACAUGGGCCAUACUGAGGUGGUAAACCUGGUGCGCACUGCCCCUCGGGUGGUGGACUUGGUGGUAGGAAGGGUCUUAGAUGCCCCCAAGCCCCCCAUAGAAGCCCAUCUGCUCCCUGAUAUCUGCUUUCAAGAUUACCAAGACAAGCUGGGCUUGGUACUGGAUGGUGGCAGUGAUAGUGUCUAUGGUGUGUUGUUUGUGAAAGACAUCCAUCCUGGUUCUUUGGCCUCAGAAGAAGGCAGCCUAAGACCACUGGACUUAAUCCAUUACAUCAACGGUGCUCCCACCCUGGACCUUACUCUCAGUGAGAGCACCAGGCUGUUGGAGCUCUCCCUCAAAAACCUUACACUCAAAGCCACAAGGGAUGGAAAACCAGUUUACCCUGGACAGAGAAGUGUCUCAUUUCUCAACAACAACGUCAGUCCUAAGGUCUCCGCCAGCAUGAAUGGCUACCUUAAAGGGUCUGAACAAAGAGAUACCGAGUGUAUGUCAACACUUUGUCCCAAUGAGGAGGAGAUCAUUAAGCUGGAGCUAGAGAAGCCUCCUUCAGGGGGUCUCGGUUUCUCAGUGAUUGGUGGGGAGAGAGGGAUUUUUGUCAAGUCUAUCACACCAGGAGGAUUAGCAGAGUCAUCGGGCAAGCUGCAAGUUGGAGACAGGCUACUAAAAGUUAAUGAUGAACAAAUGACAGGUGUAUCCCACACCAAAGCUGUCACCACCAUUCGCAAAGCCAAAGGCCUAGUGCAUCUCAUAGUGUCUAGACCACUAGAUCAGAGACCCAACACAUACUUGGCCUAUCUACCCAUCAAUGCUGACAAAUGCAAUGGAAACACAGUUGUGAGUGAAGACAGCGGCGUAAAGACCAAGAUGUGUACUCCACAGGAUGGGCAGAAGUCUGGCAGUUUCCCUCCUAUACCGCCAAUAGACUAUGAGGUGGGUUCCUCUGAUCAUAGAAGAGAUACAGAGCAGAGUGCAGAGUUGUCAGAGGACACAGACUGUGAUGGCUCAUCUUUACCGGAAGACUCCCCUGAGAGUUCCCGGAAAGUGGAAUGGAAAGAGGAGAGUGUAGACAACCCAAUGAACGAAAACUAUCUGCAAAUGAAUGCUGGACAGCCAGAGGAAGAUGAAAUCACCUGGGGUAGUGAUGAGCUGCCUAUUGAGGAUAUAAACUCCAUAUCAAGAGAUGAUGGACCUAUUAUCAAAAAAGAUGAACUGACCUCACUGCCCUUGGUCAAGGUUGUUCCUGAUGGGCAAUACACAGGGUCCAAACUCAACACGGUGGUCCGCAUGAUGAGGGGACUCCUGGAGCAAAAGGUCCCUCUGCAAGAGUUUGAGAAUCUUCAGAAUCUUCAGCCGUUGGAUGACUGUUUAAUAGGUCAGACAAAGGAGAACAAAAAGAAGAACCGCUAUAAGAACAUUGUUCCCUUUGAUACAACCCGAGUCGUCCUAGGCAAAGAUGGGGGUUAUAUCAAUGCCAACUUCAUCAAAAUGCCAGUGAAAGAUGAGGAUUUCUUGUAUAUUGCCUGCCAAGGACCCCUACCCACCACUCUGGGUGACUUCUGGCAGAUGGUUUGGGAACAGAAAUCUAACGUAAUUGCCAUGAUGACCCAGGAAGUAGAAGGGGGGAAAGUUAAAUGUCAGCGGUACUGGCCAGACACGCCAAGGGCAGCAGAGAUGGUGGAUGACAGGCUACAGAUCACACUGGUUAAAGACCAACUCCUGGACAACUUUGUCAUCCGCCUUAUAGAGGUCAAAGAUGUCCAGACCAAUGAAAUCCAGCGUGUCACCCAUCUGAACUACACAGGCUGGCCAGACCACGGAACACCAUCUCAGCCUGAGCAGCUGCUCACUUUCAUUUCCUAUAUGAGACACAUUCACCAGUCAGGGCCCAUCAUCACACACUGCAGUGCAGGCAUUGGCCGUUCGGGAACGCUUAUUUGCAUCGAUGUGGUUCUGGGUCUCAUCAGUAAAGACACUGAUUUUGACAUUUCAGAUGUUGUCAGAAACAUGAGACUUCAAAGACAGGGGAUGGUCCAAACAGAGGAACAAUAUAUUUUCUGCUAUCAAGUGAUCCUUUAUGUGCUCAGAUGUCUUCAAGCUGAGGAGAAAAUCUCAGGAUAGUACAAUUUACGUGUCCUGUCAUAUGACCGUGGGAUUUUCUUUUUUUAGUAACAAACAAAAAUGGAGGACAGUUUCCAGGCGGCUGUUGCCAAACCACACGACAUGUCUUUAAAAUGCCUUAAGACGUUCAUGUUGAUGAGAGUAAAUCCUUUAAAGAAUUCUAUAUUUUUAUGUUUGGUUUUUGAGUUCUCCCUAUUUUGGCUGCUACUCUCAAUGCAUUCGGGAGAACUGUUUGUAUGUCUUGUCACCUACAAGAGAACACUAAUGUUUGUUUUUUUUUUCAGAUUCGUGGAUAUUAUAAAAUUAUUAUGAAAUUGAUGAAUGGAUUCAUCUUAUGUGGAACAAAAUUUUACUUGUGUAUUUUGGAUCUAUUUUGAUGCCGGAACUUGCCUUGACAGGAUACUAAGACAGUAUUUGCUUUGUAAAUCUAUUAUACAGUAAUUGCGGACUAGCUUAGGUAAUUGAUGGAAUUAAAAGUGUAUAUAUUCAUCUCCUUAAAAUUAAAC